AUGACCCUGGCCACCUCAGCAUGCCCCUGGCCACCUCAGCAUGCCCCUGGCCACCUCAGCAUGCCCAUGGUCACCUCAGCAUGCCCCUGGCCACCUCAGCAUGCCCCUGGCCACCUCAGCAUGACCCUGGCCACCUCAGCAUACCCUGGCCACCUCAAGCAUGCCCCUGGCCACUCAGCAUGCCCCUGGCCACCUCAGCAUGUCCCUGGCCACUUCAGCAUGCUCCUGGCCACCUCAGCAUGCCCCCUGGCCACCUCAGCAUGCCCCUGGUCACCUCAGCAUGCCCCUGGCCACCUCAGCAUGCCCCUGGCCACCUCAGCAUGCCCCUGGUCACCUCAGCAUGCCCCUGGCCACCUCAGCAUGACCCUGGCCACCUCAGCAUGCCCCUGGCACCUCAGCAUGCCCCUGGCCACUCAGCAUGUCCUGGCCACUUCAGCAUGCUCCUGGCACCUCAGCAUGCCCCUGGCCACCUCAGCAUGCCCCUGGUCACCUCAGCAUGCCCCUGGCCACCUCAGCAUGCCCCUGGCCACCUCAGCAUGCCCCUGGUCACCUCAGCAUGCCCUGGCCACCUCAGCAUGCCCUGGCCACCUCAGCAUGCCCUGGCAACCUCAGCAUGACCUCUGGCCACUCAGCAUGACCCCUGGCCACCUCAGCAUGACCCCCUGGCCACCUCAGCAUGACCCCUGGCCACCUCAGGAUGCCCCUGGCCACCUCAGCAUGACCCUGGCCACCUCAGCAUACCCUAGCCACCUCAGCAUGCCCUGGUCACAUCAGCAUGCCCCUGGUCACCUCAGCAUGCCCAUGGCCACCUCAGCAUACCCUGGCCACCUCAGCAUGCCCCUGGUCACCUCAGCAUGCCCCUGGCCACCUCAGCAUGCCCCUGGCCACCUCAGCAUGCCCCCUGGCCACCUCAGCAUGCCCCUGGUCACCUCAGCAUGCCCCUGGCCACCUCAGCAUGCCCCUGGCCACCUCAGCAUGCCCCUGGCAACCUCAGCAUGA
Messenger RNA from Procambarus clarkii (red swamp crayfish), 999 nucleotides. The record is from RefSeq and is a predicted model, not a curated record. NCBI's taxonomy places the organism in Eukaryota, Metazoa, Arthropoda, Malacostraca, Decapoda, Cambaridae.